Cryptomeria japonica (Japanese cedar) is the source of this 1907-nucleotide messenger RNA. RefSeq lists its product as uncharacterized. Lineage: Eukaryota; Viridiplantae; Streptophyta; Pinopsida; Cupressales; Cupressaceae. The coding region runs from base 64 to 1701 and encodes 545 amino acids. The record is from RefSeq and is a predicted model, not a curated record. The transcript has 6 exons.
CUUUUCCACCAGACAAGAAAUUUUCUUUCUCUUUUUCUCCGUUUCUCUUGCUCUCACUCAUCAAUGCUGCAGCAACAGCAGGGAGGAACAGUAGCAAUGGAGGACUGGUCUGCGGGAUCCACCGCGACAAACACAGAAGAAGAAAAGAGAAGGUGGACAGAGCAGUUGAAAGUGUUUGCAGGUAUUUUGGAUGCAGGCGUGACAGUCAAUGAGGACGGAGGAGGAGCAGAGGCAGGAGAAGAUAGUAAUGUGGGCAGAACAAAUAGUAGAAACAGUCAACAUCAUCAUGAUGUUAAUGUUGUUGACAACGGUGAGACUGGGCAUGAGGUGGAGGGUUGGCAGGAGCAGAUUAAGGGGUUCUUUAAAUCUACAGGGGAGUUGCUGGAGAAAUUUGGCGAGGGAGUGCGAGAUGUGGCUGAACAGAGCCUCGGCGCCGAGAAUACCAUGCGAUGCCGCCAAAUGUGGGACCAAAUUAGUCCCAAGUUGGAAGUUUUUGGCCAGUUUUUGCCGGAGGAUCGAAGUCCUGUACAUGUCUGGAUCGUUGUGUUGUUUGUGACUUUCUUAACUCUUACAGUUUUAAGAAGUGGUACGAGAGAGCCUAUACCAGCUAAGGAGGUGUACACUCUUCCUAUUACUGCUCAACGUGUUCGACUUCCUGAUGGAAGGCACAUUGCGUAUAGAGAAGAAGGGGUUUCCGCAAACAUAGCUAGACAUUCAGUCUUAGUUGUCCACUCCUUUCUUUCUUCUCGUCUAGCAGGUAUUCCUGGCAUCAAACACUCAUUGCUUGAAGAAUUUGGAGUUAGGCUUGUAACAUAUGAUCUGCCUGGAUUUGGUCAAAGUGAUCCUCAUUCAGAUCGUAAUCUUACAUCAUCUGCCUUGGACAUGAAAUAUAUUGCCGACACGCUUGCCUUAGGUGAAAAGUUUUGGGUGCUAGGUCAUGCAGGGGGAGGAAUACAUGCCUGGGCUGCUAUAAGAUAUAUACCAGAGAGACUGGCUGGUGCUGCAUUAAUUGCUCCUAUGGGCAAUCCAUAUGAGUCAGACAUGAUCAAAGAUGAAACCCGUAAAAUUUGGGAGAAGUGGACAUUGAGGAGGAAGCUGGGCUUCAUUCUUGCUAAGCGGGCUUCUUAUUUUCUUCCAUAUUUCUACAAACGAAGUCUCUUGAAAAAUAUAUAUCGUCCAGAUAAAGCUCUAUCUUUCACCCUUGGAAAGAAGGAUUUAGCUUUGGCAGAACAGGAGUUCUUUGUUGAUUUUCAGUUGAUGGACAUGCAAGAGUCAAUGCGGCAAGAUACCUUGACACCAUUUGUUGAGGAAACCAUUUUAGAAGUUAACAAAUGGGGAUUUAGCCUUGCAGAUUUACAAGUAAGGAAAAAACAGAUGAAGGGAAUCAAAUCAUGGUUUCAUUCACUGUUUAAUGAAGUCCAUGAAGAGUGGGAGGGAUUUCUUGGACCAAUACAUAUUUGGCAGGGCAUGGAUGACCGGAUCGUACCCUACCCCUUAAAUGAUUAUGCAAAACGUAUGGUACCUGGUGCCAUUCUUCAUAAGCUGAUUGGUGAAGGUCAUUUUUCAUAUUUUUAUUUUUGUGAUGAAUGCCAUAGAGAAAUAUUUAUUACGCUCUUUGGAAUUCCGAGAGGCACAUUGUCCAUUGAUCCUGAUCCAGAGACAGCCCAUGGUUCAGAGUCAGCUGAAGACGGUGAGUUGUAAAAAGAGGACUAAAUAAUGUGGAAAAAAAAUAUUUUCUAAAUGGGAAUUCUGUUUAAGUUAUAAGUUCCCAAUGGAUUUUGGGAAUGGAAUUCUGUGCAGCAGAGUGACUGAGUCUAGGAAGAAAAGCUGUAGCUAUGUGGAAAAACUAUACUUGUAAAUUGAGGGAGCAUUCCUCUGUUGGGAAAUUGAACCAUAGCUUCGGAAUA